AUGGCACAUUUGAGAGCCCACUUUGCUUUCAGGUCUCGCUGGCACAAGACCGACGAUGAACUCUGUCGACACAGCACGUCCUUGAUCCUGCAUCGGGCCAUCCGCACCGAUUUCUUUCAGAGUUACCUCUACCUGCUGGAAAACCUUCCUCUGGUGAAACUCUAUGCACUAACGAGCCAAGUUAUCAACGGUGAGAUGCAAUUUUAUGCCAGAGCUAAACUGUUCUAUAGCGAGGUGCCAGCGACGGAAGAGGGCAUGAUGGGAGAUUAUUCUGAACUUUCCAGCACGGAUGUCGAAUCGUCUCGGGAAUUUCUCCGAAGGUUUGUUGGGGGCCCUGGAAAAACCGGCACCGACUGUGCCCUGGACUGUGGUUCUGGGAUAGGAAGGGUCAGCAAACACGUCCUGCUGCCCGUGUUCAAUCGCGUGGAGCUCGUGGACAUGAUGGAACCCUUCCUGGCCGAAGCCCCGAACUAUCUGCGUGUCGGAGGGGACAAAGUUGAAACCUUCAACUGUUACAGCCUCCAGGAGUUCACUCCCACUCAUGGAAAAUAUGACGUCAUUUGGAUCCAGUGGGUGUCUGGAUACCUAACCGACAAAGACCUUCUAGAGUUUCUGUCCCGGUGCCGGGAAGGCCUGAAAGAGAACGGCCUGGUCAUCCUGAAGGACAAUGUUGCCCGGGAGGGCUGUGUCCUAGACACGUUGGACAGCAGUGUGAUCCGAGACAUGGAGAUCCUCCGGAGCCUCGUAGAGAAGAGUGGCCUGGAGCUCCUGGGGGAGGAGAAACAAGAGGGCUUCCCGGACCAGUGUGUUCCCGUGUGGAUGCUUGCCUUGCACGACGCUGGCCGUUCUUUAAAAUGGGGAACCCCCCGGGGAGAACAGAUGCUGUCAGAAACCCGAGGUGGAACUUCAAGUGAGGGAAGCGGAAAUUGGAAGGGGCAUAUGAACGGAGGUAGUGAGCGACUGCUCAUUUGUCAAUUCGCUUGUUCGCUUUGA
This is a messenger RNA of Tachyglossus aculeatus (Australian echidna), 993 nucleotides long. It is a transcript of the gene NTMT2, whose product is annotated as methyltransferase like 11B. Lineage: Eukaryota; Metazoa; Chordata; Mammalia; Monotremata; Tachyglossidae. The transcript is spliced from 5 exons. Gene Ontology annotation, molecular function: N-terminal protein N-methyltransferase activity. Gene Ontology annotation, biological process: N-terminal protein amino acid methylation. Gene Ontology annotation, cellular component: cytoplasm. Bases 1 to 993 code for a protein of 330 amino acids. The record is from RefSeq and is a predicted model, not a curated record.